This is a messenger RNA of Exophiala viscosa, 2293 nucleotides long. Its product is annotated as flavin-containing amine oxidase. The transcript has a single exon. Gene Ontology annotation, molecular function: transcription factor binding; oxidoreductase activity; chromatin binding. Lineage: Eukaryota; Fungi; Ascomycota; Eurotiomycetes; Chaetothyriales; Herpotrichiellaceae. Gene Ontology annotation, biological process: positive regulation of transcription by RNA polymerase II; negative regulation of transcription by RNA polymerase II. The coding region runs from base 281 to 1981 and encodes 566 amino acids. The record is from RefSeq and is a predicted model, not a curated record.
GACGUCACCUCACUAGAAUCCACUGCAAGGAGCGACAUGACACACACUGAUAGAGCAACACCUGGAUAUCUAUCCACAUGAGGCAUCUUUGGUGGCUCUCACUAUAUCGUCUGCGGCAUCCGUUGGGCUUGUUCUAUAUAUAGUAGCUAUCCAUACCCAGAAGUCUCAUCUUGGAGAACAAUACUGAAGACACUUCGACGUGCUGUAGCAACGCAUAGAUCAUCAACAUUCUAUUCGUCACAGAGCCCACCUCUGCCUAUUGAUACAUAUAUACCCCUGUAUGACCCUCGCCAGCUGCAGCAAGCCUUGUAUGUCUCGAAUAUCCCGGGACCUGGCUAGCAGUCCACACAAUGUCCAGAUCAACGGUUCAGUUUCAUCCAAUAUGCAAUCCCUCCGCCACGCAAGCACACUCUCCUCACUCAAGAUGCCGCACGUCGCGGUCAUUGGCGCUGGCAUCGCAGGUCUCCGAUGCUCAGACGUCCUGGCCCGCAGCGGAUGCAAGGUGACGCUGCUCGAAGCUCGCAACCGCAUAGGAGGGAGAGUCCAUCAGGAGGAAACUGGCGGGCACUUGGUAGAUUUGGGCGCGAAUUGGAUUCACGGGACGAAAGGGAAUCCCAUAAUGAGCCUCGCCGAAAAGACGGGGACGAAAGUCCUGGAUCCCGAAGAGGGCGGCGCCCUCUACGACGCAUCCGGGAAACGGCGCACCGACACCGAAGCUGUACAAUUGUCCGGCAAAAUUUGGGAAAUGGUCGUCGAUGCAUUCAAGUAUUCAGACGAGCAUUCAGCCACGAUCGACUCUCGCAUAAGUCUGUACGAGUACUUCCAGGAGAAGCUCAGCAAAGCCGGCAACGAUAAGCAGGAAUGCAACGACCUCCUGCACGAAGCGCAGAUGUGGGGACCCUUCGUCGGCGACCCUGUCGAGAAACAAAGUCUCAAAUUCUUCUUUCUGGAAGAGUGUAUCGAGGGCGAGAACGUAUUCGUUGCAAGUACCUACAAGAACAUACUUAACCAUAUCGGCAAGACGGUCACCGCGACGGAUAAAGUCGACUUACACCUCGAUACCGAAGUCGUACAUUUUGAUACCACAGCUGCCGGUGGUGUGACCGUCACCACCUCGACAGGGCAGAAAUCAACAUUCGACCAAGUCGUCAUCACAUGUCCUCUAGGCUGGCUGAAGCGCAAUCACAGCGCAUCCUUUACGCCGGCGCUCCCACCCAGAUUGUCCGAUGCCAUAGAGAAUGUCAACUAUGGCCGCCUGGAGAAGCUCUACGUAACAUUCCCUUCGGCAUUCUGGCUGCGAGCCGUAGACAAGAGCAACAGUGAAGACAAAGAGAACUUCCCUGUUUUCACACACUUCCACGACCCAUCGUAUAUCGACCACCCCAAGACCGAAGCAUGGAAUCAAUCCGUCGUCUCGCUAGCACACCUCCCCUCCCCGUGCGCUCACCCGACAUUACUCUUCUACAUCUACGGGCCCUGCGCUACGCACGCUGUCAAUCUUGUCAAGGACCUCGACCCGCACUCCGAGCGAUAUAACGCUGUAUUGCGCGUCUUCGCCGAACCUUUCUACUCCCGUCUUCCCACGUACUCAUCCUCCGAUCCAGCAUGUACACCGACAUCGUUCUUGAUGACGCAGUGGCAAAACGACCGCUUCGCAGGCAAUGGCAGUUACUGCAACUUUCAGGUCGGAUUGGAGCGAGGCGACGAGGACAUCCAAGUCAUGCGCGCUGCCGAUGGGCUUACAGAGCGCGGAAUAUGGUUGGCGGGCGAGCAUACGGCGCCUUUCAUCGCCCUGGGGACCACGACGGGCGCAUGGUGGAGUGGCGAGGGUGUUGCGAGACGGAUAUGUAAUGUUUACGGGAUCAAAGUCCCUGAAGAUGUGGCUUUGUCUAUGCCUGAGGACAGCGAGGAAGACGGGCUAAAGAAAGAUCUGGAUGGGAAGAAAGCUGAUGCGGCAAACAUGAAUGGUUUGGCUAUCUAGAUCUGCCCCCGAGUAUGCCUGGUGAUGAUCUAGACCUAGAUAAACGAUCUCCACCGGUGUCAUCAGCUCAUGAAAGCCCAUCUGCAUAGUGUUUAGUCACUCUGAAGUGCUCCAUGCUUCAGCCCGCUGCAGACUUUGGCCAUUGUGCGUUGUGUGUAUGAGGUGACCUCUUGCCUGCAUCGGGCUGGUCUGAUGUAACAACACUUGCAAGUGCGCUGCUUCUUCUCAAUGCUCUCUGUCCCAUUCGAAAAGACGCAGCAGCAUGAUGACCGUGUAAGGCCCCUAUUAGAAAUCGGUCCAAUCGUGUCGAGU